Messenger RNA from Phodopus roborovskii (desert hamster), 1422 nucleotides. RefSeq names its product kinetochore localized astrin (SPAG5) binding protein (gene Knstrn). Gene Ontology annotation, cellular component: kinetochore; mitotic spindle; microtubule plus-end. The transcript is spliced from 9 exons. The record is from RefSeq and is a predicted model, not a curated record. Bases 1 to 939 code for a protein of 312 amino acids. Gene Ontology annotation, biological process: regulation of attachment of spindle microtubules to kinetochore; mitotic sister chromatid segregation; spindle organization. NCBI's taxonomy places the organism in Eukaryota, Metazoa, Chordata, Mammalia, Rodentia, Cricetidae.
AUGGCGGCUCCCGCGGCCGUAUUGCCGGAGAAAGUCUUCCGUACAACAGGGCCGCCUACAGACCCGGAGCCACGCCCCCUCUCGCCCAGCCCCCGGAAGUUUCCUUUUGAAAGCGUGGCGGCAAGCUCUGCCGAAGGCUGGGCGGUUGCUGCGGAGCGUCUUUUGAAAGGGAACGAAGAAGACUGCGGGCAGGAGCGGCUGGAGCUUGGGGCCCAGCCGAGCCACUUGGCUACGAUGGCCAGUGCUAAGACGGCGUGCGACACACAGCCCCACUCGAUGCCGAGCGGCGGCCUGACCACAGAUGCACAAACUCGAGCUACUUCUAAGCUACCUGUUAAGUGCAAAGAAGCUGAUGUGUUUAAACAUCUUCAUCCAGGAGGUUCAGAUCCUGAUGUUCUAAAAGUCACCAAACCAAGGAGAGAGAAUGGGCAAGUGAGAGUUGCAGAGCCUGCCAGCAGGAAGAACAUCAGGAAGAGCUACAAACCACUGAAUAAGCAAAAACCAGAGGAGGAACUAAAGGAUAAAAACCAGCUCCUGGAGGCCGUCAACAAGCAGUUACACCAGAAGUUGGCAGAGACUCAGGGAGAACUGAAGGACCUGACACAGAAAGUAGAGCUGCUGGAGAAGUUUCAGGAUAACUGCUUAGCAAUUUUGGAGAGCAAAAGCCUCAGCCCUGGCAUUGAGACCCUGACAUCACAGCGGGAACCUACUACAGAUCACACGGACUCCAUGCUGCUGCUGGAAACUUUACAAGAUGAGCUGAAGGCUUUCAAUGAAACUGCCAAGAAGCAGAUGGCGGAGUUACAGGCCUUGAAGGUGAAGUUGAAGUCGAAAGAAGAAGAAAGGGUCCGGUUCCUGGAGCAGCAAACCGUAUGUAAGGAUCAAGUCAGUGACUUCACAGUAGUGUUGGAGGAAAUGGAACAGCUUUUAGAGAUGUAAUACAAGGGAAGUGGCCAGAUGGCUUCUUCCUGGGGUAAAAACUCCCAGAGGAAGUCACUUAGGGUAUCCUCAAGGACUAACCAUCCCUUAUGCGCUGUGGCAGUUAAUCUUACUAAGGACAGUUGAUGUAGAAUGGGGUUCCUCCUUAAGUAGACUGCCCACCUUUAGACUGCUCAGCUCACCUGAGCCUCACCAAGUUGUUCAUGGAGGCCUGCAAGAAAGGGACCUGGAAGCUUGACUCCACCACCUGCGCAACAGAGCACCAACCCUCAGAGCCAAGGUGUUAAAUCAGCCACCUUGGAGAAUCUAGAGGCUGUUAUGCAGAAAUGUGAGAAGAAAGCCUUCAUACAACAGCACAUGUACUUGUACAGGAGAUGUCACUGAGAACCAUGCUGUCCCCUUCUUUGUCCAUCUGGUUGAGCUAAAUUUAUGAACUUGAAAUUCUUGAAGUUUUUUGGCUUAAUAAAUGGGGUGCAACAAAUA